This is a messenger RNA of Miniopterus natalensis, 4204 nucleotides long. The record is from RefSeq and is a predicted model, not a curated record. Lineage: Eukaryota; Metazoa; Chordata; Mammalia; Chiroptera; Miniopteridae.
GUAAUCUCACAUUUUAAGGACUUUCCUGCCCCCCGAAGAGGAGACAUUUCAGGGGAACACAGGAUGUAGGAGGGGAGCCUCCAGGGCGUCUCCAUGGGCGGUGUGCCAGCCCAUCCCCUGCUGAGAAGACCAUGACACCUGCCAGUCCCUUGGCUGUUUCCACGUUCUCCAGCGAGACCCCUUCCACGUCACUCUGUGCCACGGGAAAAAACCUGAAGGACGCGCAGGAAGGCUCCCGAGCAUGCGGCUAUCCCGUGGUCCCGGCGGCACCGACAGAGCAUGACAGCUGGCGAUCCCUUCCUUCCCUUCUUUCGGAGCCGAGCCAAAGAACGCCCUCCCUCGUCCUGUAGCGCCCGGGUGCCCGCUCGUUUUUAUAUCUGUCACCGGUGCCUUCCUUCAGGUUUCCCAGCUGGACGCUCCCUCCGGACUCCUCGCCCAUGGCUCGGAGGGCCCGCCGUCCACGGGCACUACCAUGAGGCACUGCGCUGACUGCUGCAUACAGCUGUCCCCCGACGACACACCGAGGGCCGGCUGCCGGGGAGGCGCGCCCCGCGGUCGCCAGGAGUGCCCCGCGCGCGCCGGGGAGAGCAGAAUCGUGCUGCGUGUGGACGGUAAGCAGAUGAACUUGCUCGCGGUCCUCGAAGUGAGGGCCGAAGGCGGCGAGAGCUGGGCCGGCUUUUCGCGCUUCAGGAAGGGGAGGCGAUGCAGCCUCGUGUUCGGACUCAUCAUAAUGACCCUGGUGAUGGCCUCCUACAUCCUGUCGGGGGCCCACCAAGAGCUGCUGAUCUCAUCGCCCUUCCACUACGGAGCCUUCCCCGGCGGUCCCAGCUCGGCGGACGGCGAAAACCCGAGUGACGCCAAAGAGCACCAUCACCAGCCCUCUGCAAGUAAUAUUUCAUACAUGAAGGACUACCCAAGCGUUAAAUUAAUUAUCAGCAGCAUCACAGCCCGGAUAGAGUUCACGCCCAGGCAGCUCCCCGACACAGAGGACCUCAAAAGGCAGGAGCCCCACAUGUUUGCGGUCAUCCCCAGGAAAUUCCUCCCCAACAGCAGGAGCCCGUGCUGGUACGAGGAGUUCCCGGGGCGCAACACCACCGACCCCUACCUGACCAACUCCUACGCGCUGUACUCCAAGCGCUUCCGCGCCACCUUCGACGCGCUGCGCAAGGCGUUCUGGGGCCACCUGUCGCACGCGGGCGGGCGACACUUUCGCCUGCGCUGCCUGCCGCGCUUCUACAUCAUCGGGCAGCCCAAGUGCGGCACCACCGACCUGUACGACCGCCUGCGGCUGCACCCCGAGGUGAAGUUCUCCGCCAUCAAGGAGCCGCACUGGUGGACGAGGAAGCGGUUUGGAAUCGUUCGCCUGAGAGACGGGCUGCGGGACCGCUACCCCGUGGAAGAUUACCUGGACCUCUUUGACCUGGCCGCGCACCAGAUCCACCAGGGGCUGCAGGCCAGCUCUGCACGGGAGCUCGGCCAGAUGAGCAGGAUCGUCAUCGGGGAGGCCAGUGCCUCCACCAUGUGGGAUAAUAACGCCUGGACCUUCUUCUACGACAACAGCUCGGACGGCGAGCCGCCCUUUCUAACCCAGGACUUCCUCCACGCCUUCCAGCCGGAGGCGAAGCUGAUCGUCAUGCUCAGGGACCCGGUGGAGAGGUUGUACUCGGACUAUCUCUACUUUGCGAGUUCGAAUAAAUCCGCUGACGACUUCCACGAGAAGGUGACGGAGGCCCUGCAGCUGUUCGAAAGCUGCCUGCUCGACUACUCGCUGCGUGCCUGCGUCUACAACAACAGCCUCAACAACGCCAUGCCGGUGAGGCUGCAGGUCGGGCUGUACGCUGUGUAUCUUCUGGACUGGCUCACGGUUUUCAAGAAAGAGCAGUUCCUUGUCCUUCGGCUGGAAGACCAUGCAUCCAAUGUGAAGGACACCAUGCACCGGGUCUUCCAGUUCCUCAGCCUCGGGCCCCUGAGCGAGAAACAAGAGGCCUUGAUGACAAAGAGCCCGGCGUCCAACGCUCGGCGCCCCGAGGACCGGAGCCUGGGGCCCAUGUGGCCGGUGACUCAGAGGAUCCUGCGGGACUUCUACGGGCCCUUCAACGCCAGGCUGGCGCAGGUCCUCGGCGACGAGGCCUUCUCCUGGAAGAAGACGUGAGGCUGGCUCCCUCCACUGCCCAGGGCCUGUGGGUUCACUGUCACCGUGACUUAAAAAUCUCUCUCUUCAGGGAACAUCGAACUCAGAGUGUGGAGAGAACCCCGAGACUUGAGGCUUCCUUCCCUCCCAGGCACGUGUCUACUGUAACCAUCCAGGAUGUCCUUUGUGACAUCAAAUAGCCUGGCAGUGGACCCUUGGCGACGCUCCCCCACCUGAGGCCACCUGAGACCCCACUUCUGGAUAGACUGCCUCCUGCUCUGGGACUGUGGCCGGUGCUCCUGGGAUGAGGCCGGCGGGCGCUGUCCUGGGAGCUGGAAGGGGAGCCUCGGGCCUGGGGUCUGGCUGAGCAGCCUGGAGGUCACGCCGUGGGGCUGCCAGAACCCGCAGGCCACGUUCAGUUCCGAAACAUUCUGGAUCCCUGACGCACCUGGCGGAGGCGGGAGCUCUUCCGUUUUUUGUCUCCUUUUACUCCAAAGUCUGCCCUUCAGCCUCUUCAGAUACAAACCCUCCUGUCUGCCGGGCCUCCUCCCACGUCCUCAUGGACUUAAAUUUAACAGGGAGUUAAACAGAGCGUUUCACCCGGAGCCCUCUUCCGCCUCCUUAGAAGUCGGCUCAAGAGCUUGUUUUGUUUAUAAUUGCAAUAGAAAUUCAGUUUGUAAAGGAGGGGAAGCUGUGGCUGAUCAUGCGGGACUGAGCAGCUUCUAGGAACUGCACACGUCAUGGGAGUCUAGGAGCUGGACCCCGUCCUGUGUCCUGCACACGAGGCCCUUGGAACGGGGGGAUUGGAAGUUUAGUUCUGGCCACUGUGGGCUCCAUGGCUCCACCAUCCCCAGGAGUGAGCUCAUGACCCACCUGCUCUGCCAGGUGUGGCCAGAGGCCCUGGCUCAGCUCACAGACAAGACGCUCCUGUCCUGCUUCAGAAACACAUGGGAGCCAAACUUUCCGAGCAUGAUUCGCUGGGAUUCCUAAGAGAACUUUCUGGGCCACCCGGCAGCUUGCCUUGCCCAUGGAUGGGCUGAGGGCCUUGUCAUUUCCUGGAGGUGAUGGGGAAGGAUUGAGGGGGGCCCUGGAGCCGCUCGGCACACAGCCCCCAGUGGACCCAGUGAACUUCUCACUUGAGCACCCUCAAGGGAAGCUUCAUGCGACCAGAGCUCUCUCGCAAGGUCCUGGACACCAAGUUGGAAACUGUCAGCACCCCCCACCCAGCCGUCACUCGUGGCGUGAGGAUCUGCACAGCUUCCAGCCGCAGCGCCGUGUCUCCCUGCCCGGAGGUGGGGUGCACUGCCUGGCUGAGGGGCUGUGUGUCCUGAACACCUACCUUCAGGGACAGUUCCCCACCCUUCCUCCCUCCGCAGGUGCCCCGAGCAGCAGCUAGCGGGAGACCUGGCUGAGCACAGGGGUGCUCGGGGACAUCCGUGUGUGUGUGUGUUUGCAGCACAGGUGUGUGCGUGCGCCUGUGGGUGCAUUUUCUGAGUGGGUUUCCCUCGGCUCAGGGGCUGACUCGGCUCUUUGCUCUGGACACAGCCCUGCCUGGGACUCUCGUCUCUGCCAGUGAACUUGUCGUUUUCAGGAUGCAUUUUGCUCUCCCUGCCCCCCGUAGCCAUGGGGCUUGUCUCACGCACUUCUACGCAUGUGAGUAACAUGCAGCCCAAUCUGCUUCUCACAGAAGUAUCAGGACAUAUUAUUCCCAAUAUUAUUUGGUUUAUUACACAGGUCUUUUUACACACACAGGCCCACCGUUCUGUACCCACCAGUGCCACGCAGACACGGCUCCUGUCCGGGGGCCUUUCUCCCAAGGGCACCACCUUUGCUGUCUCCGCUUCGAGGCCCGUUCUUGUGGAUGGCACAGGUGCUGUCUCUGGUGGUGGCCCUGGAGCCCGUCACCCAAACCAAAGCGAAACGGCGCAUCCCUUGCGACCUGGUGUGGAAGUGACUGCUCUGCGAGGCCGCGUGUGGGGCUGUAUGCGUUGAGCUGUCGAGCGAACCAGUUACACUGUUACUUUCACCGCUAUUUACCCGAAUUAAAUGUGGGCCCAUGACGGGGACCCGGGA